AGGUUUCCUGGUUCUCAACCUGUUAGCUUUGAAACCAAGCAUUUAAUCGACCUUCAACGAGAGGAUUACUUUGUAUGUGAGAAGAGCGAUGGUGUACGAUAUCUGAUGUUUGCCACACAAACACCAAAAGGGCCCGCAACAUUUUUGGUACGUGUAUCGAACAAAACGUUACGAUUCUUAAUAUUUGAUUUGAUGGUGGUCAAUACGCAAUCUGUUACGCAAAGAGCAUUUAGUACGCGCUUAGGGAUGUUACAACAAGAAGUGAUACAGCCGCUUCACAACUCACUCAAAAAAGGUGCACCAUUCAAGGUGGAGUUGAAAAAGAUGGAACGGUCUUAUGGAUUGGCACUAGUAUUUGAUCAAAUGACUCGCCUCAAACACGCAAGCGAUGGUGUUAUAUUUACGCCUGUUAAAUUACCUUACACCACUGGCACCUGUGAAAAACUGCUCAAAUGGAAACCGGCGGAAUUGAAUACCGUUGACUUUCGGAUAGCAGUGAAAUGGAGCAAAGAGCAUAAGCCGAUAUAUUCUUUGGAAGUUGUAGCACAGGGAAAAAAUUACAAGCCUUAUGAUCAUUUACAAUUGGAAACGGAAACAGCACUUGAAUGGAAGAAGAGCGUUCCAGACGGUAAAAUUGGAGAGUUUCGAUUUGUCAAGUUCCGAGACGAUAAAGAGUUAGCAAAUGACGAGCAAGUGGUGAAGAAGAUACUCAAAAGUAUUCAGGACGGUGUUACAAAGGAGCAAUUGCUUGCUCAUAUGGAAGACAUUCGAACUGCCUGGAAAGCGCGCGAGAAAGGU
Molecule: messenger RNA, 798 nt
Organism: Umbelopsis ramanniana AG
Lineage: Eukaryota; Fungi; Mucoromycota; Umbelopsidomycetes; Umbelopsidales; Umbelopsidaceae
Exons: 7
Biological process (GO): 7-methylguanosine mRNA capping
Molecular function (GO): mRNA guanylyltransferase activity; ATP binding
Source: RefSeq, a predicted model, not a curated record